AAUCAUGUGAAGGCACAGCAUCUUUCUCUCCCCUCAUCCUCCCUCUCUCAGUUUGUGUGUGUGUGUGUGUGUGUGUUUGCGUGUGCGUGCGUAUAAAAGCGCCUCUCUCCACGCUUUCACUCCACUCUCAGCUCCCCACUGCUCCGCUGAGAGCUUCGGCGCAAGACUGAACAGAAGGGAGAGGGGAAAGGAGGGUGGGGGAGAAACCACCGAAAAGAGAUCCCUGUGUCAUUUACGGUGAAAUACAUUUCUUUCCCCACUUCCUCCUCCUCCUCCUCCUCCUCCUCCUCCUCCUCCUUCAUCCUUCAUCUCCUGCAGCGUCUCUUCUCUGCUUGGACGGUGGCUGCAUCGAUGCAAAAUGGGUUGUGGCAAUUCCUCAGCCACCAACACCUCAGGAGACGGGCCAGAAGACGUCUCCAAAGAUGUGACAGAAGAUCACUCGCCGGACGAUGAGAAAAGAAGGAACUAUGGCGGCGUAUAUGUGGGUCUACCAGCAGACCUGACCGCCGUGGCUGCCAGUCAGGCCAAGUCCUCGUGCAAAGAUUAGCAGCUACUGAAAGAAACACGACAGAGGUACUUGUUUGACCGUUCACAUCAGCCGCUGCUCUUCUGUAUCUCGUUUCAUGGCGGUCUGCGACAGAGACUCUUCACGAGAGCCGGUGACUCUGUUCUUCUGUCUCAACGGGAUCCUACCGAUUCGUUCACUUGGAAGCACUCACGUUACAGGCAGAGAGCAUGUUAAGUGCUCCUAUUUCUGGCUUAAUAAAGUCCCUUCCACGCCGUCAGUGAGAAAGGUGUCCACACCUCCCCGAGGGGAGUGUUAGGGGGGGUCGGAGGAUGCUGCUUGAUGGAGUCGUGGGUGGCGCUGUCAUCCAUCAUCGACCUUCACUCUUCAAAAAAAGAACAAGAUUGCAAAUCGCCCCCCCCCCCCCCCCCCUGGGACUGGCUGCUGGCCGAUGUGACAGCCAUCUUGGCUUUGUGGUCACACGCCGCGGGAUUGUUCUACUUCUUUGUCAGGUGGACACAGGGGACCCAAGCGACUGAAUAACUUACUGUCUUGGUGACAUGAAAAUUACCAAUAGCCCCUCUACAAUAAUAGUCAGUUAUUUCUAUUAGAAGCAGAAGGGGGGGGGGGGGUCUGAGUUUUGCAGAAAGUGGCAAGCACACAUGUGCGUCACAAAACAUCAGAGCAGAAAUGACCUGCUGCAACUAAACGUACUGAAAUGACACAGAUUUAUAAUGAUGGAUGUAAAUGCUAAAUACAAUAAUCAUUUUGUGUUGAGUGUUUCUUAUCAUUUGAUGACAUUGAUCUUUUUUUUUUUACUACAAUCUAUUUCAUACACCACGUAUCGCACCUUAUUGUGAAUGUGGUUGUUCUGUAAAUAAUCCUUUAAACGUAAAGCUGAUGCUUUGCAUUUUGUCAACAAAAACUAAACAAUCUUGUGGCCUUCAGUAGCGGACGGAGAUGUCAAGAGUGAAAUGGUGUUCACAUAAUAGCCUGCAGUUGUUUUUGUAUAUGUAUAAAUAAAGAAAGAAAUAUUUAAGAGAUAUAUAUAAGAUUCUGGAUGCUGUAGUUUUUAGAAAGUUACUUAGCAAUGAGUGAAUAUUAGAUUUUAUGGGGACUCUAUUUUCCGCUCCAGAUUAAUACACAUUCGCUUAUCACAAAACCUGUAGUGUACCUGUAAGUGCACGUUGGACGAAUGCAAUGCAAAUGCUGAUCAUACUAUGGCGUGAUCACAAUGGAAGGCUGUGCUGAACAGGAAUAAUCAAUAUCAGGCUCUGGUUAUUUAAUCACUUGAAUACAUUUGUUAGAAUAAUCAAUUUCAAGUCGCUUUCUUUUUUUCACGGAAGUUGUUUAUGAAAAGAACAAUAUAGAAUAUCGCUACAGGGUUUUAAAAAUGAAAAAAAACAUUUCAGCUGUGCAGGCAUUAGGGGGCAAAGGUCGCUUUUUGGGUCGGCUCUCUCUUCUGACCAACGAAAAAACAGGAACCCAGAGGACGGUGGAACAACACUUGAGAAUCAUUAGAUGUUCUUUCCGUGUUUCACGGACACGCGUGUAGCCUCCACUGACCAGUUGCAUUAAAACAAGGACUUAUUUCAUUAUGCCCCGAACACAAGCUUACUGUUUACUGUUUGUGUCUGUUUCCUCCAGAAUGACGCCCACAAGCUGCCGAGCUGUGACGCCAGCUAUCGGCCUCGUUGACACCAUGGGGUGUCACGUGGCAGCAGUUACACUGUUCUGGCAGGAUACGCUGCAGACGCAAAGAGAGCUGCUUAAUGCUCUGUGUAGUUUAACAGAAUAUUAUAAGGAAGAAGCAGUGCGUCCACAGCGCCACGGCACUGAGUGAUCCAGAAGCCUGCCAGGGACGUGAUAUUGUUUGGUGUCUUUUUUUUCCCUAAAUGUCCAUAUUUCCUCCCUGCUGCAGUCCCUGUCCAGAGGUCUUUGGCUUUUACAGUGUUGCUCCGGCCUGUCUCUCCCUCUUCUAUCAGCCCUUCUUUGCCCUUUCUGGUUGUUCCUCCUGUAUGUGAUGGAUGUCAUUGCUUUUGACCUAUUCAAUUGAUCUGAGAGGAAUAAGGGGGGAGAAUCUGUUCGGAAGCAAAACUCUCUACAUUUACGUGCGGCUGUGGCACAUAGUUGUAAAAAGUUGUCGUGUUGAAUGUUGCAGUGGUUGGGAGGGCUUUGGGUUGUGCGUUAGAACUUUAGCAUACAACGUAAAUGUUCGUUCAGUUAUUGUGGCAAAUGACGACUGGAAAAUGCAAAAAAGAAUUGAGGUAAAAGCACCUGUGGUUGUGAUGUCAUGAUUAGGAGGUGACCGGGUUGGUUUGUGUAUUAAUUGUUUGAAAUUCAUAUUUCAAAAGAUUUUUUCUCUAUCUCGCAUUAUCUGUGUGUUUUUUACGCAAUAACAUUUCAUCGCUAAUGCACAAAUGAGCUGCUCCUCAAUGGUGUAAAUGCACUACUCAAACGCAGAGUCACUUUGCCUAAUACAGCAAUGAUGCUGAGGUGACAAGAUUGACUCCGUGAAACUCACGCAUGAUCAUCUGAAUAAAUUAUUUAUGAUUAAAAAACUUUUAUAUUGUC
Messenger RNA from Pungitius pungitius (ninespine stickleback), 3079 nucleotides. Its product is annotated as overexpressed in colon carcinoma 1 protein homolog. The coding region runs from base 359 to 547 and encodes 62 amino acids. The transcript is spliced from 5 exons. The record is from RefSeq and is a predicted model, not a curated record. Lineage: Eukaryota; Metazoa; Chordata; Actinopteri; Perciformes; Gasterosteidae.